UAAUAUUUCUUUUGAUUCUUUGAUUCUUAACCCUUUGAAAAAUUAUUAAAAUAAUUGUUUGACAAAUUUGUAAUUUAAAAAGACCGCCAAGUAUUUUUAAAAUUCGAUCCUAUCGCCAUCUAUGCAGAAACGGCUGAAACCGCUGAAACAAGGGAACACUAACGCUAUCGGCGCGAUAACUUAUCGACUGUUAAUUUGAGUUUUCGGAAAUGCGGUCGGUAAGUUGUCGAGUAGUUUCUGCCGUUUUUGUAUAGAUGGCGCUGGGAUCUAAUUUCAGAUACGCCAUCAAAGACGUUCAUAAUGUUCUCAACUUUUAUUGAAUGUGCUUGUAUAUCAUUGUAUACUGUAGCGAGAAGUCUUAUUACGAAACAUUUUGAAGUUUCGUAAAUGUCUUCUCACGGAAAAAAGAAUAAAAAGAAAGUAUUGACGAGACGGCCUCGGCAUGUCGUUGGAAAAGAAGAAAAAUAUCGGCAAGAAAGAGAUAAGUCUGACAAGGAAGAUGAGGGAACAGAGGUAGAAGAAGAAAAGGUUCAUUCUCUUUCUUUUCCAAUUGCAAUGUGGGAUCUUGAGCAAUGCGAUCCUAAAAAAUGUUCCGGUAGAAAACUAGUUAGGCAUGGCUUAGUGAAAAUACUCCGGUUAGGAAGCCGAUUUUCAGGACUGGUUCUUACGCCGGUUGGUCAAAAGUGUGUAAGUCCAACGGAUCGCGAUAUUAUACAAGAUUACGGUUGUGCAGUGGUCGAUUGCAGUUGGGCACGUUUAGACGAUACUCCAUUCAGUAGAAUGAGGACUCCUAAUCCUCGUCUGUUACCAUUUCUAGUUGCUGCAAAUCCAAUAAAUUAUGGCAGGCCGUGUCAAUUAAGUUGCGUGGAAGCAAUAGCUGCUGCUUUAAUUAUAACAGGUUUCGUCGAAGAAGCAAAAUUUUAUCUUGGAAAAUUUUCAUGGGGUCAUUCGUUUUUGGAAUUAAACGAAGAGUUAUUGAAGAAAUAUUCUGUUUGUACGAGCGCUGAAGAAAUUAUAGCCGCGCAAGAAAAAUUCCUUGUAGAAGCAAGGCAGGAAAAGAUAAACAGAAAUGCUGUUUCAGAUUUCCCACCAACCGAUUCAGAAACAGAAGAGGAGGAAGAGGAAUCAGUGUCCGCAAAUAUUGUUUCUCAUAUAGAUAAACAAAUGAACGAUAUGAAUAUAAUGUAAAAAAUAUUUCUGUAUAUACAUUUGUGUAUAAUAUCUUUAAUAUCUUUGUACGAUUGAAACGUAACUAUCGCGUGAAAUGUUUGUACCGCUCGAAUUGGUGCGUUACCAAUAAAAAAUAUUUACGAAUAUA
Osmia lignaria (orchard mason bee) is the source of this 1318-nucleotide messenger RNA. Its product is annotated as 18S rRNA aminocarboxypropyltransferase. Gene Ontology annotation, molecular function: rRNA small subunit aminocarboxypropyltransferase activity. Gene Ontology annotation, biological process: maturation of SSU-rRNA. The record is from RefSeq and is a predicted model, not a curated record. NCBI's taxonomy places the organism in Eukaryota, Metazoa, Arthropoda, Insecta, Hymenoptera, Megachilidae.